UCCGAACCGAAAAUUUCCAAAAAAAAAUUCGGAUCCGGAUCCGCCAACCUUACUGUAGGAAAUAUUUCAAAGAUUUUUCUGAGGGCUUAGGGAAAUUAUUGUCAUUAAUUUUGUCCGAUCCAAAAAUUUCCGGACCUUUUACAUAUUUUUUUAAUUUUUUUUCCUUUUUUAGUAACAGUACCAGUAGCAGCCCUGGAGCUACUCCAACAACAUUACAACAACAAGCAACAAACCUAAACAAACUUGCAGUUCCCGUUGUUGAAGUUCCUGUAGUAGCGCCUGUUGUUGUUCCUGUUGAUUUACCUGCUGGGACACAAAUUGUUGUUGAGGCACAAGUUUUGACUUCAGACGUUGAUCGUACUAUUGCUGAGGUGGAAAAGUUGGAAAGACAAGAAAGACAAGCAGCUAUUCAUCAACAACAACAGCAACAACAAAAUGAUCCUUCAAUUAAUCUUUUGGUUAAUUCACAACAAAAACAAAAUUUACAGCAACAAACAGAUAUUGGACAAUCUUUAAUUUCUUCUUCUAUUAAUUUAACUCAAAUGGCCGUCCCUACACUUUCUGGAUCUUUACAAAAUAAUUCUGGGGGAAAUAUUUCCGGUUCCUCUAUUAAUUUUGGAGCCAGAGGAGUUGUUAGUAAUAAUAGUCAACAACAACAACAUCCAAAUUCCAUGAGGACUUUGUUUUGUCGAAAAUGUGAAGGUCACGGUCUUCAAAUAGCACUUAAAGGCCAUGCAAGUUCUUGCCCUUAUAAUAGUUGUACUUGCAAAACGUGUCAAAAUGUUAUGAGCCUUAGAGCUAAUGCCAUAAUUAGGAGAUAUCGAACACGUACUUCUGAAUGCGGGUUGGUACUGAAACCGGUACAUUUCAAGAAUGGCAACACUCGAUUAAGGGUCUUUCCGAAGUUUAUUAGUGAAGAAGAAUGCCUCCCAAUACCCCCAGGAACACCUCGAACUGUUGAACAACAAUUAAUAGGAAAUAUCUCAGAAGAACAAUUAAUUAGUAGCGGAAAUUCUGAACAAAAUAUUUGCCAACAAAAUAAUUCAUUACCUCCUUCCUCUUCAUUUUCCUUUGGUUCUUCUUCAUCAGCAACUGGAGUUUCUUUAAUUUCAAAAGCUCUGAGUUUAAGAAAUUUAUCAACAACUAAUUAUGGGACUGAAGGGAUAAUUACUCCAAUAAAUAUUUCUAAUUUAUCUUGUGAUAAAAGAAUUGCUAAUAGUGAUUCUAAUGAAAAUAUGGAUAUAAAUUCACCAAAACGUGCCCAUUCUCUCGAAGGAAAUUUAACUAACACAACAGCUCCAAAUACCCCAAUGGAAGAUAUAAUAAUAGCUGACCAAACACCCCCAAGUCAACAACAACAACAAAUAACAACAUCAGAUUCCCCUUUUAGACCUUUAUGUUCUUCAAAUCGUUCUGGACAAAUGAAUUUAUCUACACAAUCUUUGGCUGCAUUAUUUCCAUCUUCUAUUGGUUCUGGAGAAGAUUAUUCUAAAGGAGGGGGAAUUGAGAGGGGAAUAAUUAAUAAUAAUAACAACAAUGAAAAUACUACAACUCCGGCUAAUACUUAUUAUGGAUCUUCUAUGUCACUAAAUGCUCUCAAUUUGGGUUUCCUUGGUACUGGAAUGACUACAAACAACAACAAUAAUACUAACACUAAUAACAACUACGGCUUUCAACAACAACAAACACAACAAUUUGUCCAACCUCGUUUUGACCAACAACAAUUUGGAAUGUUUGGACAACAACAAACAAACACACCAGAUAAUACAAACAUUCAACAACAACAACAAAACCUCCUUUUGACUUUGUUGUUAAAUCAAAUAAUUGGCUCUCAACAACAAAUGCAGACUCCUCUACCUCCACAACUUGACCCUUCUCUCAACCUUUUACUUGGACAAUUAACAUCAACAUCAAGCUCAACUUCUGGAGGUCAAUUAAAUCAAUUAAUUUCAUUAAUUCAACAACAACAACAAUCUUCCACUAAUUCCCCUUCAUUUUCUUCAUCUAAUUUAUUAAUUCCUUUACUCGAAUUAAUUGCUCAAUCCCAACAACAACAACAACAACAAACAUCUAAUAAUAAUAAUAUUCAAUUGCCUUCAUUACAACAACAAAUACCUAUUUUUGGACAACAAACAACAAUUCCUUCAACAACGGGGAGUGGAGAAAAUUUUGGAUUAAAUAAUAAAUUUAGUUUUUCUGAUACUUUUAGUGAAGGUCUUCGUUUGGGAUUAGAUCCAUUAAAUAAUCCCCAACAACACCAAAGACAACCUCCAUUACCAACACCAAGUGUUACUUGUUUACCAAAUAAUUCUUCUUCCUCUUCUUCUACUCCACCUGAACGUAUAACAGAAACUUUAUGUUUAGCAUCAGAUUCUCGUCAUCGUUUAUAUGACCCACAAUUUCAACAAUUUUUGGGGAUUGUUAGAGAAUUGGAAAGGCAUAUGUUUGGGGGAAAUACAGCAAAUAUUCAAACAAGUUCCGGAAAUUUUCCAACAAAUAUAACACAAAAUAAUGAUGAUAAUGCUACACAAAAUGAAGUUAUUCAACAAAGAAAGCCAUCAACUCCAUCGUCUUUUAUUUUUUAA
Meloidogyne enterolobii is the source of this 2585-nucleotide messenger RNA. NCBI's taxonomy places the organism in Eukaryota, Metazoa, Nematoda, Chromadorea, Rhabditida, Meloidogynidae. The record is from the annotation of a GenBank genome assembly.